Ostreococcus tauri is the source of this 552-nucleotide messenger RNA. Its product is annotated as Ribosomal protein S21. The record is from RefSeq and is a predicted model, not a curated record. The transcript has a single exon. Bases 1 to 552 code for a protein of 183 amino acids. Lineage: Eukaryota; Viridiplantae; Chlorophyta; Mamiellophyceae; Mamiellales; Bathycoccaceae.
AUGGCCAUCGCGCGCGCGACGGGGGCGAGCGCGUCGACGCCGCGUGUGCGGUGUCGAUCGACGCGCGCGCGGGCGUGGACGAGAGGUCGAGCGAUGAUGAAUGUGAAUGCGUCGUCGAUGCCGAUGCGCGUCGAUGAGACAUCCGAUGACCGCGCGCGCGUCGACGCCGCGAUCGGCGCCGCGAUCGGUCGCGGCGUCGCGCACGGUCUCGUUCUCACCCUCGCCCUCGCCGCGCCCGCGGAGGCGUCGAUCGCGGGGACGUACGCGGACCCGAAACAUCCGGGGUGCGCGCGGGAGAUUUUUCCAAACGGCGUCGUCGCGGGCGAGGACGGCGAUCCGGGGUGCGGCGACGACGACGCCGCGGUGCGACGGGCGUGGCGCGUGCGCGGGACGAUCGCGAGCGACGGUGAGAGCGUGUUCGUGGACUUUUCGCCGAAGGGGGGGCCGGCGAACGUCGUCGGCGCGCGGACGGACGUCGACGCGCGCGGCGCGCGACUCCCGCUCGGUGGCGUCAGGUUUCCCGAUGGUAACGUCUGGGUGAAGUUGAAGUGA